Messenger RNA from Paraglomus brasilianum, 1011 nucleotides. The record is from the annotation of a GenBank genome assembly. NCBI's taxonomy places the organism in Eukaryota, Fungi, Glomeromycota, Glomeromycetes, Paraglomerales, Paraglomeraceae.
AUGAACACCGACGAAGUUUUGCGCUUGAAAAAAUCACUCGAGAAAGCUACUCAAGAAGGGAAGCUUUAUUCAACUCUUGAACUUCUACAGAGGCUAAAGGAAAGCGUAAAACCAACAAAAGAACUAUUACGGAAAACUGAAAUAGGGCUUCUUGUUAGCAAACAAAAAUCACACAAGAACGCAGACAUUGCUAGACUCGCGAAAGAUAUUAUCGCAAAAUGGAAGAAAGAAAUAGGCAGUGAGGGACGCUCAUCAGCAGUAGAAAGCAAUGGUUCCUCUGAUAGAGCUGUCAACUCAAAACUAUCCCCCAAGUCAAUACCAUAUAGAUCUACUCUAAAAACCAAUGUCGAUUCAAAUUCCCGACCUGCUGCUCCUACUAGUGAUGGCGACAUAAUACGAGCCGAGGACUCUCAGAGUUCUGUUAGCUCUCCAACAACGCCAAUACCCGACACGCCGUCGUCAGAUAGAGAAGGAGAUAGAAAUGUUACAACGGACAAUAUUAGUGGACCAUUUGUAGGAGACAGCAGGCGGGAUAGAUGUAUAGAGAUAUUAUACAAUGCAAUGGCGUUCGAUUCAUCUAAUGAUUCCGCAACAAUUCUAGAGCGAGCUAUCAAAAUAGAGAAGACGAUAUUAGACCAGUUUGGCGGAAAACAAGAAAAAGAAUAUAGAGACAAACUCCGCAGUCUAAUUCUUAAUUUAAAAGACAAGAAGAACCCAGAGCUGCGAGCAAGUGUGGUAAGCGGCGAGCUACCUGUAACUAGAUUCUGUACCAUGUCGAAAGAGGAUAUGGCUUCAGAAGAGAAGAAAGCCCGCGACCGUGCUAUACGUCAGGUUAAACUAUUCGAGUCACGUGGAGCCGGACCCUCGCUGGCUGAAACCGAUGCAUUUCGUUGUGGCAAGUGCGGUAAGCGUAAAUGCACGUACUAUCAAAUGCAGACGCGGAGCGCUGAUGAACCUAUGACGACAUUUGUCACUUGCACAAUCUGCAACAACCGAUGGAAGUUUUGUUAA